AUGGCGCCUCUCAUCAGAAUCAUCGGCUCGCUCAACGCCGACAUGGUCUCGGUGACGCCACGAUUCCCCAAUGCUGGAGAGACAAUCACUGCUACGUCCUUUACAACAAGUGCCGGUGGAAAGGGAUCAAACCAAGCUGUUGCGUGCGGUCGACUGUCCCGCAGGAAACCAUCGUCGACAGGAGCAGCGGCCUCGUCGACACCGGUAAACGUUGAAAUGGUCGGCGCUGUUGGGAACCGAGACGGACAUUUCCAAGCGCUCCUUCGCCCGACACUGGAAGAAUCUGGGUUGGGAACCUCGCGGAUCCGGGUGGUAGAUGACUACACUGGAGUUGCUGUGAUUAUCGUCGAUGAAUCAGCUGGAGGAGAAAACCGCAUUCUUUUCUCGCCGGGGGCCAAUUACUCGGGCAUGCAACCGAUCCCCGAGGUGAUCCAGACAGGAUUGGCAGCACCAGUGCCGGACAUCAUCGUCAUGCAAGGAGAGAUCCCAAUUGAUACGGUCAUUGGCAUUCUGCGAGAUAUCAACCAGUUCAAACAGAAAAACAGGGAAGCUGGCAGGAAAGGAAUUGAGAGCGGACCAGAAGUGAUGUUCAACCCGGCACCGGCGCCACCGGAUGGCCUGCCUACGGACGUUUAUGCGGCAGUUGACCACUUGAUCAUGAACGAAACAGAAGCCGAGUUGAUGGCACCCAAUGACCAAGAGCUGCUCCGCGUUGUGCCGGGAGCUGCGGAUGCCAAUCGACGAGACCAAGUGGCUCGGUAUUUCCACCAGCUCGGCGUCACUUUUGUCCUUAUCACUCUGGGAUCCAAGGGGGCAUGGUAUAGUGCCGGCGAUGCAGCUGCUGCUUCUGGUGAAAACCAGACGCGCUUUACCAACGAGAUCCCGGCAGCCCAGGUGUCUCGGGUUCUGGACACCACGGCAGCUGGAGACACGUUUGUUGGGGGCUACGCAGUGUAUAUCGCACGAUGGCGAGAGCAGCGUCGACUGCAGGGCAAGGCUGCAGUAGAUCUUGCGGCAGAUGAGAAGAAGGAGCGAUAUCAAGUGGUCAUGGACGAAGCCAUGAAACGAGCUGGACGUGCAUCUGCGCGCUGCGUGGAGAGGCAGGGUGCGAUGGAUAGCAUUCCUUGGGAAGAUGAGAUUUGA
Talaromyces rugulosus is the source of this 1143-nucleotide messenger RNA. RefSeq lists its product as uncharacterized. The transcript has a single exon. The record is from RefSeq and is a predicted model, not a curated record. Bases 1 to 1143 code for a protein of 380 amino acids. NCBI's taxonomy places the organism in Eukaryota, Fungi, Ascomycota, Eurotiomycetes, Eurotiales, Trichocomaceae. Gene Ontology annotation, molecular function: ribokinase activity. Gene Ontology annotation, biological process: D-ribose metabolic process.